Sceloporus undulatus (fence lizard) is the source of this 4778-nucleotide messenger RNA. It is a transcript of the gene GCC1, whose product is annotated as GRIP and coiled-coil domain containing 1. The transcript has 5 exons. NCBI's taxonomy places the organism in Eukaryota, Metazoa, Chordata, Lepidosauria, Squamata, Phrynosomatidae. The record is from RefSeq and is a predicted model, not a curated record. Bases 1 to 4452 code for a protein of 1483 amino acids. Gene Ontology annotation, cellular component: Golgi apparatus.
AUGGCCAUCAGGUUCCGGCCCCGGAUCUCCAGGCAGAAGUUGAGAGCCACCUUCCCCCAGGGAUGGAGAGUCCUCUCCGGGGUCAGCGCCCAGAAGCCCUUCCCGCGGCCUGGAAAGAAAAACGGGGGAGCAGGGGUCAGGCCCCGGAGGGCCAGGCAGCAACAGGGGCCUUUCUCUGGGCCGGUGGUACACGCCGCGGCCGGGGGGCAGGAGCUCCACGCAGUCGGGCUCCAGGCGGUCCCCGCGGAGGAGGAGGAGCAGGCCCUCCUCGGAGCGGUCUCCGUUGCUGCCGCUGCCGCUGCUGCCGACGAAUCCGUGGCGGCCUCGGAGCACCAGGAAGGAGCGGUUGGCCAGGCGGAGGGCGAACUCCUCGGUGGGUCCUGGGCAGAGAGGAAGGGCAGAGGCCUGCUGGCACCGGAGGAGCCCCUUCCCCGUCCGUCGGGCUUCCCUUCCCUGGCCUUGCCUCCUCUGACCUGGCCGGGGGGCUCUGGCCACCAGGAGGCCGAGGGGCGCGGUGCCCAGGAAGCGUCCGUCGGGGGCUCUCAGGAAGACCUUCCCGUCAAGCCAGAGCGGCUGGAAGUACUUUCGGCGGGGGCCCCUCAGCUGCACGGUCCGCCCGUCGGGGCCAAACUCCAGGAGGAAGGAGGAGGCGGCCGGCGAGGCCUUCUUGGAGCCGGCGUAGACCUGGCAGUCUUUGGGGAGGAGAAGGAGGAGGAGGCGGCGGCGGGUCAGAGGGCAGCCCCGGCCCCCUCCCCCGGCUCCCUCCCUCCCUGCCUUCCCUGGGGCCUUGCCUCGGAGGACGGCCAGGAAGCGUCCGUCGCGGGCGGCGAGGCUGACGGAGGCCGGGCAGCGCCGGAGCAGGAACCACUCCUCGCCGUGGCGAGGCUGCUCUCCCGGGCAGAGCAGCCCCCGGGGCCCCUGCGGGUAGAAGAGGCGGCCCUGGCGGUCGCGCCGUCUCGGCCGAGGGCCCCGCCGCCAGCCUCUCCCCGCCGCCCAGGAAGCGGCGCCCGGCCGUCUCCAGCUGGCAGCCGGAGGCUGGGCGUCCGGGGCCCCGCCGGAGGAGGAAGGCGCAGUGGGGUCCGCGGGGGCUGCGGGCGUCGACCCAGACGCGGCCCAGCUCCGGGUCCUCGCGGGCGAAGCGCCGGCGCUGCGGGUGGAAGAGGGCGGCGUGCGGGUGGGCGGCCAGCCGCGGCAUCCAGAGCUGCGAGGCGCCGCGGAGCCGCCGCGAGACGCAGAAGACGUCCUCGCCGUCCGACUCCAGGUACCUCCCGCCGCCCGAGACCCGGCCUCCGACGCCCUCCUCCUCCUUCUCCCGCAGGCUCCAGGCGCCGCUGGCCUGGACCUCCAGCAGGAACAGCCCCCGCGCCUCCGCCGCCGCCGCCCCGCAGCAGCGCACCGCCCCGUCCGCCUCGGCCACCAGCCUCCGGCCCCGAGGCCCCAGCAGAGACACCUCCGUCCACCGACCCUCCGCCUCCGCCUCCGCCGCCGUCUCCAGGCGCCAGGUCUAAAGGGGCAAAGGCGGGCCGGCGUCAGAAGACGGGCUUGAGCCCCGGAGGGAGCCCUCCUCCUCCUGCCUCCUCCUGCCUCCAGCGGAAGGAGCUUGGUACCUGCUUGGGCCCCAGGGAGCUGCCCAGCACCGAGACGCCGUCGCCGAAGCACUCGGCCGUCAGGAAGCCCCCCGUCCAGCUCAAGAGCCCCACCUCCAUCCUCUCUGCCUCCGCCGCCGCCGCCGCCGGGGACCCAGCAGGAAGGCAGGGGAGCGGGGCCCGGGCUGCGCGGCUCCUUUGUGACGCUGCGCCGAGGGAGGGAGCCCGGCCUCUCGGCUCCUCCUUCGGGCUCCACGGCGGAUGCUGCCCGGAGGCCCAGCCCUUCCUUCCUUCCUCCGCCGGAGGACCCUCUCGGGGGCUUUGCCCCAAACGCGGACCUUCCUCCCGGUGCUGCUCGGGAGGGAGGGAGGGAGGGAGGGAGGAGGAGGCCCAGCAGGGGAGCGCGGAGGGCUGGCCCCCUGCCUGCCUCCCGCCGGUCGGUUCUUCUGGGGAUGAUGGGCCCUGCGCUGCCUCUCUCCCCGGAGCGCACCCGGAAGUCGGCGCCGCGCGUGGGUCUAGAGCGAGUGAGUCUAGGCUCUCCGUCCGCGCGCCGCCUUCUGCCUUCUGCGCAUGCGCCGUGGUCUGGGCAUGCGCAGAGGCGCCUCAGCCUCGCCGGAAGGAAGAGGAGGAGGGCGGCGGCGCCAGGCUGCUCUGCCGCGGGGCCCUGGGUCUGGAGGGAGGCCCCUCGCUCGCCAUGGAGAAGCUGGGGGCGAGCCUGGGCGUCGGGGGCCCCAGCCGGAAGGAGCUGCUGGAGGCGCUGGAGGCGCAGCGGGCGCAGCUGGCGCAGUACCAGGCGCGGCUGAAGGACCUGGUGCGGGCCUACAAGGGCCUCCUGCAGGAGAAGGGCGCCCUGGAGGCCAGCCUCCAGGCCCUCUCUGGCCGGGGCGCGGGCGGACCCCCAGGCGGACCCUCCGGCGGGGAGCCCGAGGAGGAGGAAGAGGCCGGUGGUGGCUGCGGGGCCGCGGAGCCGGAGCCGGAUCCGGAGCGGCGCCUGCUGCGGCUGAAGGGCCGGCUGUCCACGCUGGCCGCCGCCCUGGCCACCGUCUCCCAGGAGAAGUCCCGGGCCGAGGCCUCCUUCCAGGCGGACAAGCGGCGGCUGCGGCAGGAGAUGGAGGAGGAGCGGCAGCGGCUGCAGCGGGAGGCCCAGGAGGCCCGGGAGCAGCUGGCCCAGACCAAGGCCCGCCUGCUGGCCCAGCAGCAGGACCGCGCCCAGGAGCAGAGCCACCACGCCCUCAUGCUGCAAGAGCUCCAGCGCCUGCUCCAGGACGAGAGGGCCCUGCGCCAGGAGGCAGAGGGGGCCCUGGCCGGGGAGGCCUCCCACGCGGAACGGGCCCAAGAGGCCGAGCGCCUGGCCCGCCGCCUGGGACGCCAGGUCGAGGGGCUGGAGGGGCAGCUGCGGGCCCUGCGCCAGGAGAGCGGGCGCCCCGAGGAGCCCCAGGUGCAGGGCUGGCAAGACCAGGCGGACGCCCUCCGCAGCCACUUCCAGGCCCAGCUGCUGCAGGAGAUGCGCAAGACGGCUCACGCUGAAGAGCGCAUCAGCAUGGAGGAGCAGCGAGCAGCCAACCUGGAGGCACAGAUUUCGGAGGCCUCGGAGCUCCUGGGCAGUUAUGAGAAAGCCAAGCAGCGCGACCAGGCAGCCAUUCAGAGACUGCGGGAGCGCCUGGCCCAGAUGGACCUGGAGAACAAAACGCUGGCCCUGGCCGCCUCUGGCCGCUGCCCCCUGCCGGACGUUGGCCUGGAGGAGAGCAGCCUGGAUGUUAACGUACUCAAGGACAGGAUGGAGAAGCUGCGGGGGCUGCUCCGGGCAGCCACCAAGCAGGACCUAGGGGAGAGGGAGGGGGAGGCCUCCCCCCAUAAGAGCGAGGUGCCUGAUGCUCCCAAGGAAGAGGAGGAGGAGGAGGCAGCUGAUGGGGAGAAGGUCUCAGUUGCCUACUACCAGCGGGAGCUGAAGCGUCUGAAGGAGGAGUUUGAGCACUACAAGCAAGAACAGCAGCAGCAGAAGAACAGACCAGUGGCGGUGGCCCAGGAUGGCAGCAGUGGUGGCAGGGAGCUGGCGGAGGCACAGGCGCAGCUGGUGGCUCUGAGGGAGAACUACGUCUCCCUGCGGCUCUCCCAUGAGGAGCUUGUCCAGCGGCACCAGGAGGAGGCCGAGGGCUGGCGGCAGGAGGCAGCCCAGAUCCAGCAGCGGCACCGGGAGGAGCUGGAGCGUGCCCGGCGGGACUCCCGGGAGGAGGCCUUGCAGCUAGAAGAGGAGGUGCGCCGGCAGCGGGAGCGUGCCCUUGCCGUCCUGGCCGAGAAGGAUCAAGAGCUGGACCGGCUGCGGGCCCUGGCCUGGCCCUACACUGGCCUCCCCCCGGGGCCCAAACCCCCCUUGCCGCCGCCUCUGGCCCCAGGGCCGCUGCCACCCACCGCCUCUCCAGGCCCUGAGGGCUCCCUGGAGGGUCUGACACAGGCGCUGCGGCUCUCAGGCCCCGGGGAGCCCCCCUUCCUGCUGUACACGGAGCAGCUGGCCCGCCGGUCGGUGGAGCUCUCGGCCCUGAGGCAGGAGAAGCGGCGGCUGGAGGGGGAGUUGCGGCGGCUGCGGGAGAGCCUGCUGGCUGUGGAGGAGAAGCACCGGGAGGAAGUGGGGGCUCUGCGGAGCUGCCUGCAGAAGAGCACCCGGGACCAGGGCCGGGAGGGGGCCAACCUGGAGUACCUGAAGAACGUCUUCUUCCGCUUCCUGACGUUGGCAGAUGGUCUGGGCCGGCAGCAGACCCUGGGGGCCAUCUUGACUGUCCUGCACUUCAGCCCGGAGGAGAGAGAGGCUGUCCUGAGCCAGGCAGGGGGUAGCGGGGCACACAGCUGGUGGCCCUCCGGGAAGAGAUGAGGGGCCCCGAGGCAGGGAUCAGGAGCCAUCUGCCUGCCCCAUGCCCCCCCCCCACCCACUUAGUGUGCCAAGAAGAAGAGUCUUUGGAGGGGACACAGGGAAAGGGGCAGUGUUCAAGGAGCUGCUUUUUGGCCUUUUGGCCGCUGCCAGCUGGGAAGAAAAGGCCUUUGGUCCAGAGGGGAGGAGUGAGCGGGUGGAGGGGUGGCAGGGAUUUUCAGUCACGGAUUUGCUCUGGUUUUGUUUCAUCCCAUUUCUUGCCAAAUAGGGAACAGGGCUCUCCUGGGCCUGGGAAUGUCAAAUAAAUGACUGGCUGGUUGAGCCUUUUC